UUUUCCAUUUAGUAAAAAAAAAAAAGAAAAAUCCAUUACUAAUUGGGUCCCUCGUCCAGCCAGAAUUUCAUGGUCCAUUUUCCCCGCCAUAGCACCCUGAAACAGAUUAUAAAUAUAGAUCUUUCUCAAUUUCAUUUCUGAACCUGCUAAAGUUCUCCUGUUAGUGAGUACCAAACCCUCUUCAAAUUCGUGUUCAUCAACGAGUGACUGAAGAAACAAAUGUGAUUAUGGAUCCAUAUUCAUUGAAGUCUGUGUUUGAUUUGCCACUUCCAUUUCAAUCAACUUUUAGUUUCAGAAACUAUGCGGUGCAUGCAGAUAUUUCAAUUCUCUGCAGAAUGAAUGCUUCCCUGUCUGUUUCCACGCCGAUAUAAACAUGGUUGUUUCGGCUCCAACGGGAAGUGGUAAAACAGUACUCUUUGAGCUCUGCAUCUUGAGGCUUCUCUCACGGUUUAUUUCUGAGGGGACGAAGUUUGUUCAUGUAAAGGGAACUCUUAAGACUAUCUAUAUAGCCCCAUCGAAGGCUUUAGUACAAGAGAAACUUCGUCAUUGGACUCAAAAGUUUGGAUCAUGGGGUAUAAAUUGCUUAGAGCUAACAGGAGAUAAUGAAUCUUACAACAUAAAGAAUAUACAAGAAGCAGACAUCAUCCUAACCACUCCUGAAAAAUUUGAUGCAGUAACUAGGCAUGGCAUAAAAGAUGGUGGAUUGAGCUUUUUUGGUGAUAUAUCACUUUUACUUAUUGAUGAAGUUCAUCUGCUGAAUGAUCCACGUGGAGCAGCUUUGGAGGCAAUCGUCAGUAGAAUAAAAAUGCUUGCACGGAAUCCUUUGUUGAAGUCAAGUUCCCUGUCUGAUGUUCGUUUCCUAGCAGUGUCUGCCACGAUCCCAAAUAUCGAGGACCUUGCCGAAUGGCUUGAGGUUCCUGUCCAAGGAGUUAAAAGGUUUGGAGAAGAAAUGAGGCCCGUGAAGUUGACUACUAAAGUUUUUGGAUAUACCCCAGCCAAAAAUGAUUUUCUAUUUGAGAAACGCCUUCAAAAUUAUAUAUGGGAUAUUCUCAUGCAAUAUUCAAGAGGGAAAUCUGCUCUAGUCUUUUGUUCAACUAGAAAAGGCGCACAAGAAGCAGCACAGCGACUGACUCAAUCAGCAAUGAACUUUGGCCAUUCAAAUCCAUUUGUCAAGGACAGAGAACAGCAAGAAAGGUUGAGGGAAGCUUCCCUGUUGUGCAGUGACAAACAAAUGCAGUCCUAUAUUGUUUAUGGCGUUGGUUAUCACAAUGGUGGACUUUGCCACAAGGAUCGUACUCUGGUUGAAAAUCUUUUUCUCAACGGUGACAUUCAAGUACUCUGCACAACAAAUACUCUUGCCCAUGGAGUUAACUUACCAGCACACACAGUUGUAAUAAAAUCAACACAGCAUUUCAACAAAGAAAAAGGCUUGUACAUGGAAUACGAUCGAUCCACAGUACUACAGAUGUGUGGAAGGGCUGGGCGGCCACCCUUUGAUGAUACAGGAAUGGUUAUAAUAAUGACAAGAAGAGACACGGUGCACUUGUAUGAGAAUCUCUUGAAUGGAUGUGAAAUGGUGGAAUCACAAUUGCUUUCAUGUGUGACGGAGCACCUAACUGCAGAGAUAGUUCAACUGACUGUCACUGAUAUUACAAAGGCAAUUGAGUGGAUGAAGUGCUCAUACUUAUAUGUGAGGAUGAAAAAGAACCCUGGAAAUUAUGCUGUCAAAAAAGGAAUUUCAAGAGACCGAGUAGAAAAGCAUCUGCAAGAGAUUUGUGUUCAGAAAGUAAACGAGUUAUCAAGAUAUCAAUUGAUCUGGACUGAUGAAGAUGGUUUCCUCUUGAAACCACUAGAGCCUGGAAGGCUGAUGACAAGGUACUACUUGAAAUUCGAUACAAUGAAACUUUUAAUGCAGAUCCCAGUAAACUGCACUCUGGAAGAUGCUCUUCAUGUUAUCUGCCGAGCUGAGGAAAUUUCAUGGAUACAGCUCAGACGCAAUGAGAAAAAGCUUCUGAAUGACAUUAACACUGAUAAAGAGGGUCGACUUCGCUUUCACAUCCUCAUUGAUAAUGGGAGACGAAAAAAGCGUAUUCAGACUAGAGAGGAGAAGAUAUUUGUUCUUGUUAAUGACUGCUUGACUGGUGAUCCUUUGAUUCACGAUUUAUCCCUAACACAGGACGUCAACUCAAUAUGCUUAAAUGGAUGUAGAAUCGCUAAGUGCAUGAAAGAAUAUUUUAUUUACAAAAAGAACUACAAAGGAGCCUUGGAUUCAGCUCUUCUUGCGAAGUCGUUGCAUCAAAAACUGUGGGAUGAUAGUCCUUAUCUGCUGAAACAAUUACCUGGGAUUGGCAUGGUGACAGCGAAGGCACUACAAUCAAUGGAAAUUACAUCAUUUGAGACACUGGCUGGAGCUGAUCCCCGGAGGAUAGAGAUAGUCACUGGUCGAAAGUUUCCAUUUGGAAACCAUAUCAAGGACUCCUUACUAUCACUACCUCCGAAAGUUGACAUGAAGGUUGAGGAAACUGAAUGCCAGAUGCGAGGGAAGUCGAAGUUGGUGAUAACACUGACAAGGAUAUCAGAACCUUUCAAGUCAAUGAAACGACAUUAUGCUGAUAUGAUUGUUGGUUCUGAAGAAGAUAACAUGAUUGUCUUGCAUGAGAAAAUAAGAGUGGAAGAGUUUUCUAGUCCCUAUAGCGCAGUAAUUCUCCUGCCAAAUCCACAGCAAGGAAAGCUGACUGUUAAGGCUGAUCUUAUUUUUGAAGAAUACAUUGGCAUUGAUGUUCACCAAAAACUUGUAUUGACAAAAGUGAGCAAUUUAAGCUUGAACAACAAAAGGGGAAAAAUACAGUCUUCUUCUACUCCAGCUCAGGAAGUAUGUGUGAUCGAAGAUGAUGAUGAUGAUAAUGAGGAAACCACAUUUCAGGCCCCAGCUAAAAAGCUUCACAAGUUAGCGAAAUCUAAAAUAAUAGACGAUUCUGUGCCUAGUUUCAAUAUUCUAGAUGAGAACUUUGAAGAGUUUGAAGGAGAUGAGCCUGUUCUCCAAGUUAACGAAGAUAAACACAAAAACGUGACAGAGCAAAAAAUAUUUGACCACAUACGUGAAAAGGCCAAAAGCUUUCCCCAUUUGGCAGCCCCAAAUAUUGCAUACCCUCCAUCCACUGAGACACUGAAUCUUAUAAGGAAGCACACUCGCGAAAAUGAGCUUGAUUCCCUUAGAGAUGAUAUCGAAGUUCUGGGAGAGGUAGACAGAAUAAUAAAUGCAAGGUUUACUUUGGUCAAACCAACUAUAGAUCCUGGUGGGGGAGAGCAAUACGGACAAAAUACUGAAAAACCACAGCACCAUAGUACACUCAAAAGCUCAUCUAACUUCAACUGCAUGGAACAAAUAGGUGGGGUUUCCCCUGAACCUGAAGACUGCACAGUCGAAACUUUAACUGAAGACACGAUAUUUGAUCACAUACGGAAGAAAGCCAAGAAUUUUCCUCAGUUGAGUAAUUUGCAGCCCCAAACUGAGUCACUGUGGACUAUAUCCGACGAUCCUAUGGAAGAUGCUAUACUCAUCUCAGAUUCGGAAGCCGGAGAGGUAGGAGACUGUGUGCGUGAUAGAAGGCCGGGAAAAAGGGUGAAACCCAACGCUUCUUCUGGAAAAAGAGCAAAGGCUUCUCCUAAAGUUUCAAGCACAUGUGUUGAUCUCUCAUCGACUAAAAUGCCGUCGUUUGAUAUUUCAAUGUUGAAAAACGACGUAGUAGCGGCUGACCAACACAGCUCAAUGGAGAUUAGGAGGAAGCAGCAGCAUUCUCAGUCUCCAACUUUGCAACAGAACCAGCGCUGCUCUUCGACAACACCGGGUAAAGCUAAGAAAGUUGAGUCAUUUCUUGGGUUUGAGAGUGUCUUUUCUUUUCUUUGAAUGUCUUUCAUUGCACGGGAGAUUAUAGAUGUAUGGAUUAUGGAUUGGUUGAUUGUUUUGGUUAAGAAUUGUAAUCUAAUAAAACGAGAAAAAGCCUUGGUGAACGA
Molecule: messenger RNA, 4014 nt
Organism: Humulus lupulus (European hop)
Lineage: Eukaryota; Viridiplantae; Streptophyta; Magnoliopsida; Rosales; Cannabaceae
Product: DExH-box ATP-dependent RNA helicase DExH17
Exons: 28
Coding region: 374-3907 (1177 amino acids)
Molecular function (GO): ATP binding; nucleic acid binding
Source: RefSeq, a predicted model, not a curated record